Molecule: messenger RNA, 3441 nt
Organism: Pseudopipra pipra
Lineage: Eukaryota; Metazoa; Chordata; Aves; Passeriformes; Pipridae
Gene: THBS3
Product: thrombospondin 3
Exons: 20
Coding region: 88-3234 (1048 amino acids)
Biological process (GO): cell adhesion
Cellular component (GO): extracellular region
Molecular function (GO): calcium ion binding; heparin binding
Source: RefSeq, a predicted model, not a curated record
UCCUCCUCGCCGGCCCCGUCGGCCCCUCCCCCGUGCGCCACCCCGCCCCGCCGCUCUCCGCUCCACACCGGCGGCACCGGCGGCACCAUGGGGGCACCGGGGGGCUCCGCGCUCCUGGCGCUGCUCCUGCUGGGCGCCGCCGCUGCGGCGCGCCCGGGGCUGCAAGUCAUUGACCUGCUGCUGGUGAGCGAGGUGCGGCAGAUGGCCAGCGUGGCCCACAAGAUCCGCAUGGAGCUCCUGACCGUCAACGACGUGUACCUCCUGUCCACCUUCCGCCUGCCCCCCAAGCAGGGGGGGACCCUCUUCGGCCUCUACUCCAAGAAGGACAACACGCGGUGGCUGGAGGUCUCGGUCGUGGGGAAGAUCAACAAAGUCCUGGUGCGGUACCUGCGGGAGGACAACAAGGUGCACUCGGUCAACCUGCAGCACGCGCACGUGGCGGACGGGCAGAGCCACUCCAUCAUCGUGCGCCUGAGCGGGCUGCGCAGGGACACGCUGAGCGUGGAGCUCUACGUCGACUGCAAGCAGAUGGACUCCAGCGUGGGGCUGCCCGAGCUGUCCGAGAUCCCCCUGGCCGAGGUGGAGGCCAUCGAGGUGCGCACGGGGCAGAAGGCCUACCAGAGGAUGCAGGGGUUCGUGGAGUCCAUGAAGCUGAUCUUGGGCGGGUCCAUGAGCCGUGUGGGGGCUCUGAGUGAGUGCCCUUUCCAAGGAGAUGAGUCCAUUCACAGUGCAGUGACGAGUGUGCUGGCCUCCAUCCUGGGUGAGCAGACCAAGGCGCUGGUCACGCAGCUGACCCUCUUCAACCGGGUCCUGUCGGAGCUGCGGGAAGACAUUAGGGACCAGGUGAAGGAGAUGUCUCUGAUCCGCAACACCAUCAUGGAGUGCCAGGUCUGCGGUGAGUGCUGGCAAGGCUCUGCCCCCACCUCAGGGGGGCACAAAGGGUCGCCUUGUCUCACCCCUCAUCUGCCUGUCCUCCCCUUAGGCUUCCAUGAGCACCGGUCCCGCUGCAACCCCAACCCCUGCUUCAGCGGGGUGGACUGCAUGGAGACGUACGAGUACCCCGGGUACCGCUGCGGGCCCUGCCCACCGGGGCUGGAGGGCAACGGCACGCACUGCGCCGACAUCGAGGAGUGUGCCCAUGCCAACCCCUGCUUCCCUGGCUCCAAGUGCAUCAACACGUCCCCCGGGUUCCGCUGUGAGCCUUGUCCCCGAGGCUAUCGAGGCAACACCGUCUCUGGUGUGGGGGUGGACUAUGCCAAGGCCAGCAAGCAGGUUUGCACGGAUAUUGAUGAAUGCAACGAUGGGAACAACGGGGGCUGCGACCCCAACUCCAUCUGCACCAACACGCUGGGCUCCUUCAAGUGUGGUCCCUGCAAGUCGGGCUUUGUGGGGAACCAAACGUCAGGCUGCAUCCCCCAAAAGUCCUGCAGCACCACCACCACCAACCCCUGCGACAUCAACGGCUUCUGCUUGUUCGAGAGAAACGGGGAGAUCUCCUGUGCGGUGAGUGGGGGACAGGGCUGGGAGGGGGUACGGGGGUUAUGGCAGGGGCAGCAUUGGUCCUGCCAGGGCCCUUCCCAGCCCCUGAUCUCUUUUCUUCAGUGCAAUGUGGGCUGGGCUGGCAAUGGCAACGUGUGCGGGCCAGACACGGACCUGGACGGUUACCCCGACGAGCCCCUGCCCUGCAUUGACAACAACAAGCACUGCAAGCAGGUGGGCUCCUGGAGGGGGCCCAGGGGGUGUGGGGUGCAGGGGCCACAGCAGAGCUGUGCUCCAGACCUCAUCUCCUCCCCUUGCCUGCAGGACAACUGCCGCCUGACGCCCAAUUCCGGGCAGGAGGAUGCCGACAACGACGGCAUUGGGGACCAGUGUGAUGAUGACGCUGAUGGCGAUGGCGUCAAGAACGUGGAGGACAACUGCCGGCUCUUCCCCAACAAAGACCAGCAGAACUCGGACACCGACUCCUUUGGGGAUGCCUGUGACAACUGCCCCAACGUGCCCAACAACGACCAGCGGGACACGGACAGCAACGGCGAGGGGGACGCUUGUGACAACGACAUCGAUGGGGACGGGAUUCCCAACAUGCUGGAUAACUGCCCCAAGGUGCCCAACCCUCUGCAGACGGACCGGGAUGAGGAUGGUGUUGGGGACGCCUGUGACAGUUGCCCUGAAAUGAGCAACCCCACUCAGACAGAUAUGGACAGCGACCUGGUAGGAGACAUCUGUGACACCAAUGAGGACAGCGACGGGGAUGGGCAUCAGGACACCAAGGACAACUGCGCCGAGAUCCCCAACAGCUCCCAGCUGGACUCGGACAAUGAUGGGCUGGGGGAUGACUGUGACAAUGAUGAUGACAACGAUGGCAUCCCGGACUACGUGCCACCUGGCCCAGACAACUGCCGCCUCAUUCCCAACCCCAACCAGAAGGACUCGGACGGGAAUGGAGUGGGUGAUGUCUGCGAGGAGGACUUUGACAAUGACACCGUGGUGGACCAGCUGGACGUGUGUCCCGAGAGCGCCGAGGUGACGCUCACCGACUUCCGCGCCUACCAGACUGUCAUCCUCGACCCCGAGGGGGAUGCCCAGAUCGACCCCAACUGGGUUGUCCUCAACCAGGGCAUGGAGAUCGUGCAGACCAUGAACAGCGACCCGGGCUUGGCUGUGGGCUACACGGCCUUCAACGGGGUGGACUUCGAGGGCACCUUCCACGUCAACACCGUUACCGAUGAUGACUACGCCGGCUUCAUCUUCAGCUACCAGGACAGCGCCAGCUUCUACGUGGUGAUGUGGAAGCAGACGGAGCAGACGUACUGGCAGGCCACCCCUUUCCGUGCCGUGGCCGAGCCAGGGCUGCAGCUCAAGGCAGUGAAGUCCUCGACGGGCCCCGGGGAGCACCUGCGCAACGCGCUGUGGCACACGGGGCACACGCCCGACCACGUCCGCCUGCUCUGGAAGGACCCCCGGAACGUCGGCUGGAGGGACAAGACGUCCUACCGCUGGCAGCUGGCACACAGGCCCCAGGUGGGCUACAUCAGGGUCCGUCUGUACGAGGGCCCGCGGCUGGUGGCCGACUCCGGGGUGAUCAUCGACACCACGAUGCGCGGGGGGCGGCUGGGGGUCUUCUGCUUCUCCCAGGAGAACAUCAUCUGGUCCAACCUGCAGUACCGCUGCAACGACACGAUCCCCGCCGACUUCGAGCCCUUCCGCCGAUUCCUGCUGGAGGGACGCGAGUGACCGCGCCCGGCCCGGGCCUCCCCCGCCAGCGGCACCCGGGGGCGCCCCGGGCCCCGCCGCCCCUCCCGGCCGGGCCCCGCUCCCGGCCCCCCGCGGACUUUGCACUGCCGGUACCGGGACCCCGCGGUGCCGGGGCUUCCUCCGCGCCUGCCCCGGGCGCUCCGGUCCCUGCCCCACGCCUGGCCAUAAAGUUUUGAGUGUUUUCUA